Histoplasma capsulatum G186AR is the source of this 675-nucleotide messenger RNA. RefSeq names its product GDSL Lipase/Acylhydrolase. The transcript has 2 exons. NCBI's taxonomy places the organism in Eukaryota, Fungi, Ascomycota, Eurotiomycetes, Onygenales, Ajellomycetaceae. The record is from RefSeq and is a predicted model, not a curated record. Bases 1 to 675 code for a protein of 224 amino acids. Gene Ontology annotation, molecular function: hydrolase activity, acting on ester bonds.
AUGCUAUCUGGACUAGGACUAGUUCUUGCGUUGGGUGCGCAGAGUGUCUUGGGCAUUGGACAUUCUGCAUGGAAGCUGAGGCAUAUGGACCAAUUAGUCACGUUUGGUAAUAGUUAUACAGACGAGUCGAGGCUCCUGUAUUUUGUUCUGAAUCAGGAGGCUCCUCCCAUUGGGUGGAUAGCGCCAGAGAACGACGUUACCUCCAGCGGUGGCCGCAUUUGGGCUCGUUAUGUGAGCGAUUAUACAGGUGCAGAGCUCUACAACUACGCGGUCAGUGGGGCAACGUGCUCUAACUGCAUCACGCCACGGUACUUUGGCCCCAUCAACGGCAUCUUCCCUUCCGUUGACCAAUACGAAAUCCCUACUUUUCUUGCCGAUGCGAACUAUCGAGAUCCGCAAACAGGACAACCAGUCUUAACUCUCACCCGGAGCAAUACUGUAUAUGCCAUUUGGAUUGGCACAAAUGACCUAGGCAACGGGGCGUUCAUAGAUGAUGCGCAAGUGGCUGGCAAGACACUCCUGGAUUACGUCGAGUGCAUUUUCCGUUCAAUCGAACGGCUCUAUGAAUUCCACCACAUUGGAGCUUCAGCUGAAUGUGCCGCCAUUGGAUUUGUUGCCACUGUAUGCUUUGCCGGAGAUGGGUGGGGUGGAGACAUCCACGUUCUGGCCGGAUAA